UCUCAGUUUGCCUAGAUUCAAGACCUAAAACGGAGUUUAUCUUAAAAUGGUCAGUGGGAUUCGGCUUAAUGUGUUCGUUUCAAAUGUAUGUAACCAACAGAACAUAGAACACUUAGAAAUACUAUAUGACCAUCUGCUUAGUCGUACACCUUGAUUAAAUAUCGGCGAAUAAAUUUGAAUUUUAUUUGACCCAAACCUAGUAUAACUCAAACAUACUCUACCACUGACUUGGAUUUACAAGCUAAUGAAGUUAAGUUUAUUUUAAAAUCAUGUUUUCAUUUAGAGUAUUUUACGACAAGAUAUUCCAUGGUAUGAUGAACAGUCAUCUGGGUCACUAAUCAGCAAACUUUCUCAGAAUAUCGAGCUCAUUGAACGUGGUAUUGGAACAACACUCGGGGGUUUUAUAAAACACAUAUCAGGAUUCAUAGUAGGCAUCAUAAUAAGUUUUUCAGUGGGAUGGAAACUUACACUAGUAGCUUGUUGCAUGUUACCUGUUAUUGCUGCAGUUUUUGGAUGUUUCGGUUUCAUUAUGAAAUAUUUCACUGUUAAGGAAAUAGCUGCAUAUGCACGAGCAGGUUCUAUCGCUGGCGAAGUUUUAGAAGCUGUUCGUACUGUUGUGGCAUUUGGUGGCGAGCAGAAGGAGCUAGCAAGAUAUAGUGAGCAGCUUGUAUUUGCCGAAAAGGUCGGGCUCAAAAAGUCGACGGCAACUGGUGGAGUAACUGGUGCCAUAGGAUUAACCAUCUUUUGUUCUUCUGCACUGAUAUUUUGGUAUGGUAUUAAAUUAAUGAUUGACGAAAACUAUAAUGCCGGAUCUGUAAUACUGGUAUUCAUAAAUGUUCUCUUGGGAAGUAUUUUUCUGGGCAACGCUCUACCAAGUUUUCAAUAUUUCAUGAACGCACAGGCAUCAGCCUCUGAAAUUUAUGGUACUAUUGAGCGUAUCCCUCAAAUUGAUAAAGAUCGACAUGGAAAUCUCAUUCCAAACUUUUCUGGAAAUGUUGAGUUCAAAAAUGUUUCUUUCGUAUAUCCAAGCAGACCAGAUAUUACUAUUUUACAGGAUUUUAGUCUGACGAUCAAAAGUGGACAAACUAUAGCUUUGGUUGGACCCAGUGGUUCAGGAAAAAGCACAAUUAUUCACAUGCUGCAAAGAUUUUAUGAUCCUGUGAGCGGCGAGGUAUGUUUUUCCCGAGGUGUUCUGUACAGAUCAACCUUGUGUCAGUGGACGUGUUUGAAUUCUUACAGAAAGUAUGGCUGAGUUAUAUCUAUGCUAGAAUAACCCAAAUGACCUCUUAAAUCUCUGUGUUGUUUAGUGUUGUUGAUGCAACGGGACGAUAAGUUGUAGCGAUAAGAAUCAGAUGAAUUUUAAGUGGUAACUUCAUAAUCUCAAAUGUAACUGAAGGCUAAUUCAGUAAAAAUUUUAUGUACUAAUUGAAGACGAGAAUAUCAAGAAUUUGGACCUGAAAGCUUAUCGUAAUCAGAUAGGUUGUGUACAACAAGAACCGAUACUUUUCGAAGGAACUAUCAGUGAUAACAUAAGGUUAGGAAAACUUGAUGCAACUCAAGAUGAGAUAGAAGAAGCUGCGAAGCUUGCUAAUGCUCACGAUUUUAUUCAACAACUUCCGGAUACAUACGACACUUUUGUUGGUGAACGAGGUGGCGGAAUGUCAGGUGGUCAGAAGCAACGUAUAGCGAUUGCCCGAGCUUUGAUUAGAAAACCAAAGUUACUCCUACUGGACGAAGCGACGUCAGCUCUUGACACAAAAUCAGAACGUGUAGUUCAAGUGGCAUUGGACAAAGCGAGUAAGGGGAGAACAGUUGUGGUUGUUGCCCAUCGUCUUACAACAGUUCGUAACGCAGAUUUAAUAAUCGUUCUUGACAAGGGAGUAGUUCGAGAGUCUGGAACACAUGAAGAACUUGUGGCUCAAAACGGUCUUUAUGCAGCAAUGCUUAGUAAUCAGGGAAUAAGUGAGAAAAGUGCAAAUGAAGAUGCUGAGUUAUCUGAUGAAGAAUUGGUUGGAAAUUUAGACAAUGAGACACAGACUUCGAAGAAGUUGGACGGUGUGUGGACAAUUGGAGAUGAUCAAGAAAACAUAUCUGAAAGUACUGGAACGUUGCCCCGUAGAAGUAUGUCAAUUACUGCAGCAUCACAAAUCACACGGGCUCAGCUGAAAAAAGUAAAGAAAUCUCCUACAUUAAGAGUUUUACAACUUAACAAACCUGAAUUGCCGUUAAUUAUCAUAGGUUGCUUCUGUUGUCUGGUAAAUGGAACUGCUCAGCCAGCAUUUGCACUUCUAUACACCGAAGUGUAUGACAUAUUCACUUUGAGAUCAAAUCCUGACUUAAUGUCCAGUCGAAUUAGUCUUAUAAGUGGAAUGAUGGUGUUAAUUGGAGUUUUGCGUUUCACUGCUUCUCUUUGUCAGGGAUUUCUUUUUGGGAAAUCAGGUGAAAAACUAAUCAAACGUAUACGUUGUAUGGUUUUUGAAGCUAUUCUACGUCAAGAAAUUGCAUGGUUUGAUGAACCAGAAAAUCAAGCAGGUGCAUUGACAGCCAAACUUGCUACAGAUGCAACAAAAAUGUCAAUGAUUUCUGGUGCACAACUGGGUUUUAUUAUAGAAGCUUUAGCACUGAUAAUUAUGUCACUUGUGAUAGCAUUCAUUUACAGUUGGCAGUUAACUUUGGUUGUGUUAGCAUUUUAUCCGAUUAUCGUCAUUGGUGGAUAUUUACAGAUGCGUUCAAUGUCAGGAAAAGGCAAGAGUAGAAAUGACACUGAAUCAAUGCGAGUAGCUCAAGAAGCAAUCGGCUCAAAUCGUACUGUAACUACACAUACCUUAGAGGAAUACUUUUUCAAACGUUUUAAAUCUUAUGCUUCUGAAAAUCAAAAAAAAAGAACCAAAAAAAUUCUUUUUUACUCUUUGGUUUAUGCACUCGCUGAGGGUGUGCCAAUGUUUUCGUUUGCAGCAGCAUUCGCUCUAGGUGCAUAUUUGGUUUCAACAAAUGUUAUAACAGUAGUCGCAGUAUUCAGAGUUUUUGCAACCAUCAGCAUGAGUGCACAGUCACUUGGUCGUUCUGCUACGUUAGUUAUGGAUGCAAGGGAAUCAAAGCCUGCAGCUAAAAGCAUUCUAGCACUUUUAGACAGACAAUCCCUCAUUCCAGCUAACGUGGGAAUUGUACCAUCAGAAUCAUUCAGAGGGAAAAUUUCUUUCAAUCGCGUUUAUUUUAAAUACUCUUGUCGAUCUGAGGGCCGGAUUUUGAAGAACUUCACUCAUACAGUUGUGCCCGGUCAAACAGUCGCGUUAGUUGGACCUUCUGGGUGUGGGAAAUCAACACUACUUCAGUUAGUAUUGAGAUUCUACGAUCCAUCAUAUCACGGUCCCGAUAGUGGUGUGUUUUUCGAUGAUAUAAAUAUUAGGGAUAUUGCACCUAGUUGGGUUAGAAAACAGAUUGGUCUUGUUUCACAAGAACCCACUUUAUUCGAUCUCACGAUAAGAGAGAAUAUUGCGUAUGGAGACAAUAGUCGAGAAGUGACGAUGGAAGAGAUUAUUGAGGCAGCACGUGCAGCUAACAUCCAUGAUUUCAUUACAACACUUCCAGAACAAUAUGAAACCAAAGUUGGACAACGUGGAUCAAAGUUAUCUGGAGGACAGAAACAGAGGAUAGCCAUUGCACGAGCUUUAGUUCGUAAACCUGUUUUACUUGUGUUGGACGAAGCUACUUCAGCUUUGGACAAUGAGAGUGAGCGGAUAGUUCAAGAAGCCCUUGACGCUGCUAUGGGGUCGAGAACAUCAUUAGUUGUUGCUCAUCGCUUGUCCACAGUCGUCAAUGCUGAUCUGGUAGUUGUGUUACAGGAUGGACGUAAGAUAGAGUCAGGACCACCAGCAGCACUUCUGGAAAUGAAAGGAGCUUUCUAUGCAUUGCAUCAUGUAGAAAAUUGAAUUGUCUACCUGAACUUUUCUGUGAUCCUACUAUUUUCAAAUACUUUAUACUAUAUUUGGAACGAAGUUAAUUAUUUGGUGUAUCUUUAAUUCAUUUGCAUAAAUAAAUUAUUUUAUUCAGCGAAAUUGUAUCACUGCUAUUUAACGUCCGCUUUCUGGUCAUUGUAAACUUUAUGUUAGUGAUCAUUUAAAGUAUUCAAUUAACAUUGAUUAAUUUCGUUGAUGAUAUUACUUAAGGCGUGAAACUAGUCUGUCUCUGAAAAUGGAAGUUAAUGAAACAUACGUGGAAGUUAAGCGAACCAGUUUCUCAUGGAGUUGUAUGAGAAAUUGAGUAUCAUAUUUAGAAAACUGAC
Messenger RNA from Schistosoma haematobium, 4282 nucleotides. Its product is annotated as Multidrug resistance protein 1, variant 2. The record is from RefSeq and is a predicted model, not a curated record. The coding region runs from base 1659 to 3929 and encodes 756 amino acids. NCBI's taxonomy places the organism in Eukaryota, Metazoa, Platyhelminthes, Trematoda, Strigeidida, Schistosomatidae. The transcript is spliced from 18 exons. Gene Ontology annotation, molecular function: ATP binding; ABC-type transporter activity; ATP hydrolysis activity. Gene Ontology annotation, cellular component: membrane. Gene Ontology annotation, biological process: transmembrane transport.